This is a messenger RNA of Bactrocera latifrons, 5449 nucleotides long. It is a transcript of the gene Sap130, whose product is annotated as putative GPI-anchored protein pfl2. Gene Ontology annotation, cellular component: Sin3-type complex. The record is from RefSeq and is a predicted model, not a curated record. Lineage: Eukaryota; Metazoa; Arthropoda; Insecta; Diptera; Tephritidae. Gene Ontology annotation, biological process: negative regulation of transcription by RNA polymerase II. The transcript has 9 exons. Bases 1 to 4917 code for a protein of 1638 amino acids.
AUGAGUUCGGUGGAUGCGAGUGGUGGAACUGGUGGUGGUGGCGCACCUGGACCAGGAGGGAGCAGUGUAGGGGGUGGAGGAGGUGUUGGAAGUGGUGGGGGACCUGGAGGUGGAAAUACAACUGGAACCUUAAGCUCCAAUUUGGCUGGUAUGGGCUCAACGCAGGCAACAACAGGAGAAGCACAAAAAAACAUAAAAACCCAUUUCAUACAACCUAACCUCAUUCAUCAAAAUGAACAACAUCAGGCACCAGUGCAUUCAACAGUGUCCGCUAUCCAAUCACCAAUGACAUCAACUAUUACGACUACAACAACUUCAAUUGCUAGACACCAACAACAAACGCACAAUAUUUCUAUACUACCCAAUCCCUAUAUAACAACAUCAAGUUCAAAUAAUUUUCAAAAUCCGCCCAUCCAUUCGCCAGUACGCACUGCACACUUACCUACCAGUGAUAUUCAUUCCCAUUCACACAAUCAAACCCAUGCUUACAGUCAAAGCCAUACUCAUCAAAAUCCCAGGCAGUUUAUUAAAACAGCAAAAAUCCAUCCUUUUUCUUUUAAUCCAGUUUCAGCAAAAAUUUCACAUAGCAAUAUGGUGAACACGGGCUCUCCUGGUGGUAGCAACUUACAAAUUGGUAGUAACGUUGUAAGUGGCGUUAGCACUAUAAUGACCAGCAGUGUAUCAACAACUGGAGCUAUUAAAAUGACCACAGCUGGUGGUGCUAUUGCGACAUCAAUUGGUGGCACGCCAAUUGCCCUUAAUGUAGCACAAUCGUCUUCAGCUAUUCGUACCAUCGGCGCUGGCGGACAAUCGACACAGGUGCGUGUUGUCAUGCCCACCAAUAUAAUACCCAUAAAACAAUUCGAAGGUGCCACAGGUGUUGGUCGUACGCAGAUAACAGCUAUACCGGCGGGCGUUACGGGUGUUACUUCUCGCACAGUAUCAAAUACAUCUAUAACUGUAACGAGGCCAGUCACACAAACAACAUAUCUGCCGCGUGCCGGUGUAACAGCCACACAAAUGACAGCAGUGGGUUCGGCACAAAGGCUGGUUACACCAAUACGUACUGGACCGGGUUCCGUUUCAAUGGGUGCUGGUACAACAGUCACGGGGCUCACAGCAGCGGGUAGCUUUGUGCGUGGCACGGCCGCAACCGUCAAUCGUAAUACAUCAUCGCCAGCUACUUCAGGCAUUUCACCGGCAACCAACACGACUUGGAUGCAAACUAAUACCGGUGGACAAGUGCAACUUAUUAGAACCAUACCACAGCCGACACAAAAACGUAUAAUCACUGCACAGAGCAUGAACACAACUAGUGGUGCAUACAAUAACACUGGUAUUAGCGGUGGACUCGGCACAUCGGUUGGCGGUACAGUUCUUGCAACCACGCCACCAACAGUUGUACAAACGGCUGGAGGUGGCCAAACACAAACGCAGCAAGGUCAAGGAGGACAAUCUACAAUACAAUCAGUGUCAUCAUCGGGAGUGGCACAUAGUCAGCCACAGUCACAGCAACAGCAAACUUACGUGGCCACAUUAGCUACUGUUUUACCACAACGUCAACAUCAAGCCACAUUAGUUUAUUCAUCGAAUGUAGCAGCUACGUCACAACCGCUUACCCAGCAAACGCAACAGUUUAAUCCGACUCUAGUAGCUGGCCAGCGACUUGCUGUUGCUGCACAGCUCUCUGGCGCUGGUACUUCGGUGGCAGGAACAACAUCACGUCAAAUACGCCCAAUACCGAUACCAAAAUCUUUCUCCGCCGCCAAGUUGAACACGACCAGCAUAAGUAUACGUGCACCAAAUAUAACCUCGACAAUUCAACCGGUCAGUAGUGGUGGUGUCGUUGGCAGCGCUAUUAAUUCUGUGGUGGGGUCGGGUAAUACAGCUGCUAACAAUUCCCCACGCAAUACGACUAUGAGUGGCGUAACUACAGGUGUUGGCAACAACGUCAUACCGACAUCGAAUUUACCCACCACACGUAUCAUACAGCUGCAACAACAGCCCGGCAGUACUACACAGCCUAUUAUUGGCUCAACGGGUCGCAUUUCGGGUAAUGUGAUGUUCCAGCCCAUCAUUGUCAAUACAUCGGGCACUGGGAAGCUCGUAUCUGGUCUACGACAACCGGUUUCGAUGACCGCUAAACCCUCACUGACUAUAACACCAUUCGGUUUGGGUAAGUUACCCACUGCCGGCGGAGGCAAUACUACGCAAAUAGGCGUCAAUUUACCGUCACAGCAGAACGUAACAACGAGCAUACAAUCAACGUUAGGCGGUAAUAAUAGCGGCGGCGGUAGUGGCGGCAACGGUUCACCGGCUAUAUCGUCAAGUACGCCCACAUCAAGUGGCGGUGGUGUUACAAAUCUGACUACAGCACAACUCGUGAAUGUUUCGCAGGCCGCAGCAGCAGCUAGCCAACUGUUAACCACACAGAAUAUUGUUUCAUCAGGCGGCGGUGGUGGCACCACAGUUCUACCAUUGGCCAUAACGACACGCGGUAGCAAUAUACUAACCGGCACCAUAACGCCACUCAAGAAUGCUGGUGCCAUAACAGUGGGAAAAGUGAUGAGCGCUUCCAACGCAAGCAAUUUGGAUAACAACAGCGGCCAAUCAAGUGGCGGUAGUAUAAUAACGAGUAGCGCCGGACCACCAAGCGUUUACAUACAUCAAGCGAACACAGCUCAGCGCACGCAUGGAGCAAGCGUCAGUGUAAGUGCCACAAAUUUACAUGCGGCAUCGUCCGCGUCAAGCAACAGUACUACGGUGCUCACCGCAACCGGUGGUGGUGGUAGCGGCGGUGGUGUACCCACCUCAGCUGGUGCCUUUUUGCCACCAGGCGGCACGAUUUACUAUGAAUCUGUACCGGCUAGUUCAGUACAAGUGUCGACUGGUGUGCUAUCGCUCACCACCACCACGGCAACAAGCAGCACUUUGCCCAUAACGCAAAAUCAAUUGGUGAAUGCGGUGUCCGCCUCCAAUUUGGCAAUUUCAUCAUUGCCCUUCGCUGCGACAGCAGCUUCGCAUGCUGGUAACUCAACGGCCACAUUUACUGUAGUGCCAUCCAGUGGUGGGCGUUCCAUCGGCCAACUGCAAAUACCGGUUUCCAGCGCGGCAGGCACACAAAUUCAGAGUGUGCCGUUGCGUUUCAGCGCACAAUUGCCUACAGCCACUCAGGGCGUGGUGGCCAAUGCCAGUUCCUCCAACACAAUAUCAGCUGAUGCGAUCUCCGUUUCGCAAGCAACGCAACAAUUGUUGCAGCACGGUACUGUUACCGGUGGCCAACAGCUUAUAAUACCAGCUUCAGCAGCCUCAUCCGGUCACCACGUUGGCAAUAGCUCUACAACAGCUACACUAACUGGCGCGCAGGGUCAGCAUGUGGUCAUACCGCUGCAAACGUCGAUUAAAGUGACUGGUGGCGGUCCCGGCUCAACGGUGGUUUCCAAUUUUCUACGGAAGCGCGAUGCAGAUGGCUCGCCUAUACGCGCUGCAAAAAAUCUGCAACCCACAUUACUCGCAAUGGGCAAUAAUAGUAGCAAUGCUGGCACUGCCACCAUUUUAUCAAAUGUAACGGGCUCGCCAGCCGCCUCUUCGGUGGGCAGUGCUUUCAGCAUCACGUCUGUGGCAUCUUCAUCCGCAACCUCCAUGUCCUCGGCACAAACGACCACAUCGUCCACACUCACAACCGAAGCAUUGGCGAAGAAGGAUCGCGCGCAAGCAUCGCUCUCCGGUAACGCUCUUAGCGGUCAGCGUGUGGCACGUGGCGCGUCGCCGGCUUCAUCGGAUGGCUCGACAACUGUGUCGGCGAAUUCAUCACCGGGCGUAGAACAACAAAUGCAAGAUGGUAAUAUAAUGAUGAUUAAUCAUAUGCCACAAGCGCCCAACGAUUCCACACAUUUCAACCCUAUCAAUGAGAUGUACGCAAAUCACCAUGGCAAUGUCAAUGUGCAACAUAACGUGCUGAUGAGUAGCAUAUCAGUCACACCGAACAGCUCACGCACUUCCUCGCUGGAUCAUCAUGCGCAAUUGCAUGCACCGGUGGCAACAAGUACUGCACGCGUCAAUGGUGGACCCGUUGAAUGUUCCACACGCAAGCGAAACAGACGUUCAACCAAUGACAGUCAACUUUCGAGUCAUAGUCAAAGUUCACUUACUCUCCCACCACCAACAGCAACUGGGGUUGCCGCCAGCAAUAUGAGCAAUAGUAAUAAUAGCAGUAACAAUAGUCACUAUGAGUUGUCGGCGGCAACUGGCAACAGCGGCAUGCUAUUAGCGCCAGUACACGGCUCAAUGGCGCCUGGCGCUGCUGGCAGUACGGCCACACACCAAUAUGACGGCAAUAGCGCUAAUGCCAACGCCAGCAAUGCCAAUGUUGUGCAUAAUAGCAACAGCAAUCAUAAAAAUAACAAUGUGCCGCCCACCACAGGCAAUAAGGAGAACGCCAAACCAACAGAGUUUACAUUACGACGACCGCGUAACUUCUCGCUGCUGCAUACUUAUAAGCAAAACUGGAAGACGGCCAACAAUCAUUUUCAGCGCUACUCAGAUGUUAAACCACGCGAAGAACGCCGGCCCACCGUUAUUGAUUUGGCCAAUCAGACGAAUGUUAUGGGCAAACUGAAUGGCUGGAAAAUACACCAUUUGAGCUCGCAAAUGGAAGACUUGUGUGAGAACGAAUCGAAUGGCCUUGAUCAACUCAAUAAUAUGUUGAAACAAAUGGAAACACAUGAAAAAAAUCCCGAAACCGAGCGUAUCAACGAAUUACUGAAGGGCAACAUACAGCGCAGCAAAAUCAUUGUAGACGGCAUACAUGAAGCACAAAGUCAGAUGAUGAAAAUUUUCGAACACAAAUCGCACAUAUCGGACAUAUUGCAACGUUGCGCCUCCAAGCGCAAUUUUAAGAAGCGUGAAAAAUUUUAAAUGUUUGAAGCGGCAUUAGCAUUUGUAAAAACAAAAACUAAAGAACUUAAGGUUUUUUAAACAUAAAUUUUUAGAAAUCUUAGUUUAUAAUGCAAUACAAUAAUCAUUAAGUUAUAUAUAAAACAACUACUAUACGAUUUUUAUUAUUGUACAUACAUAUACAUAUAUACAAGUGCAUUAUUUAAUUAUUUUUUUAAUGAAAGAUUGCAAAGCAAGCGUUUGUACUAGGGAAGCGUAUUGUACAUAAAUAUGUAUGUAAGAUAUUCUGUCUGUGUGUUUAACAUUUUGCAACCAACUUUCGUAAAAGAAUAGAAAUUAUGCUAUUUUGUAUUAAUACCUAAAACUGUAUGUACUCAAAAACGUCAUGUUCUGUUAUACAAUCUUAGAAAUUGCACAUAAAAUCAUUUAAGUUACUAGGUUUUAAAUAAACAAACAUUGUAAAUUAGUCAAUAAGCUUAUCGCCUGUAAUUAAUUCAUAAUCCUUGUGGGCCUAUGAAAGCAAUCUGAAAAUAAAAACUUGCUGCUAAUUGUA